AUGGAUCAAGUAUUAACCGGCUACAGUUGCCUAAUACUGGGACUCUGCCUUACACACAUUGUGCUUGCGCAAUUGACAUUUGAGGUCGGUGUGGAAGUAAGCAAUGAUGGUGGGGUAAAGGGAACUGUGGACCUGUCAAAGGACUUCGGUAACGGACUCAGUGUUAACGCCGGAGGCAGCGUGGACUCCAGUGGAAAUUGGGGAGCGAGAGCAGAGCUCAAAUUGAGAUUGGAAAGGUCUCUGAAGUACUUUCAAAGAUUCAACGUGACGCUUAUAGCUGAUCCAUGUGAAUUCGACUUCUAUGAUCAAGAUAAAGAUGGCAGAAUUUCAAGGAAAGAAAUGUUUUCAAUCUUUGGAAAUAACAUUGCGGCUGCUAUGCUGUUUGAUGCUCUGGACAAAGAAAUCAUUGAUGGUACGAUAACCAAGGCGGAGUUUGAUAAUUUAGCUGCUGAAAUCAUCAACGAUUGCUUCCGGAGCAGCCUUUAACAGAGAGGAAUGGCCAAUUAUCUGGGAUAAAUGCCAAUUAACGUUAACAUGUUUUCAUUGAAAUGAAUUUUUCCAUCACGACAAAGAUGAUUUGAUAACCUAUAAAUAAAGCAAAAGUUAACAAGCGUCUUUAAAUUCUUGUUCCAGGGAAAUCGUGUUUCAAUGAUCGUUCUUAUGCGGUAUUUCAAUCAUAUUUUAAUAAGAUAUUUCGAUGCAUGAGUAGUUCUGUGUCGUUUGAGUAUCUCGUUAAGAGUCGUUCGGGCACCUACCUUAAAAUUCCAAACAGGGUUUAUACGUACGUGUAUGACUUCUUGGCUUUCAUGUAGUUUUUAUUGUAUUAUUGUGUUG
Mya arenaria is the source of this 834-nucleotide messenger RNA. RefSeq lists its product as uncharacterized. The transcript has 4 exons. Bases 1 to 486 code for a protein of 161 amino acids. The record is from RefSeq and is a predicted model, not a curated record. Gene Ontology annotation, molecular function: calcium ion binding. NCBI's taxonomy places the organism in Eukaryota, Metazoa, Mollusca, Bivalvia, Myida, Myidae.